AUGCAAUUUUCCAAUAAGGAUGAACUCAAGGAAGCUAUUAGGGAGUAUGCAAUUGUGCAAGGGAGGAAUGUUAAAUUGGUGAAGAAUGAUAAUAAAAUGAUUCAAGCAAAGUGUGCAGGUCACACGAAAUGCCCUUUUAUUCUGUUUGCUUCCAAGAUAGAUAGAGAUGAGCAGACAUUUUCCAUAAAGACUCUGUCCUUAGAGCAUGAGUGUACUAGAGUUGACAAACUGAAAUAUACUAAUUCAAGGUGGCUGUCCAAAAGGAUUGCUGACAAGAUUAGGAAAAAUCCUGAGUGGGAUGUAGGGGCAUUCAAGGCUGAGAUUUAUAGAGCAAAGAACUUGUCCAAGGUGAUCAUUGAAGGCAACUAUGUGGAGCAAUAUGCGAGGCUAUUGGACUAUGCAGAAGAAUUGAAGAAGGCUAACAAGGGCAGCACUGUGAUUAUAAAGAAUAAGAUGAAGGACUUAAAAAUUAAGAAUGAGAAAGCUUGGGUGUUUAUGAGUGACAAGCAAAAAGGUCUAAUACAUGCAAUUGAGACAUUUCUUCCAACAGCUAAGCACAGAAUGUGUGUUAGGCAUCUCUACAGCAACUUUAGGACAGAGCAUGUUGGCCUUGCACUGAAAAACAUUCUCUGGGUUGCGGCAAGAGCGACUACCAUUCCCUGUCAUGAAGCAGAAAUGGACAAGAUGAAAGAGCAAGAUGAAGAGGCAUGGAAGUGGGUUAAGAAAAGACCAGCCAAAAAUUGGAGUAGAUCUCAUUUUGAGCCAUAUUCUAAGUGUGAUAUGUUGUUGAAAAACCUCUAUGAAUCCUUUUACUCUUGGAUUUUAGAUUCAAGAGACAAGCCUAUCUUAACAUGUCUAGAAAUGAUUAGAGUUUAUAUCAUGUUAAGGAUGUCUAAUAGAAGGAUUGCUGGUACGGUUUGGAGACAUCCAGUUGGGCCUAGGAUUGUCAAGAUCAUUGAGAAGAACAAGUUAGGAGCUAGUUAA
Molecule: messenger RNA, 984 nt
Organism: Prunus armeniaca (apricot)
Lineage: Eukaryota; Viridiplantae; Streptophyta; Magnoliopsida; Rosales; Rosaceae
Source: the annotation of a GenBank genome assembly